UGAGGGGAGUUCCAGAUGAUUUUCACUGGGAAUUCCAGUUUGGCUCAUCCAUGUGGGAGCCUCCUGCCAAGCCAAUGUCAUUUUGGGCAAGAACCAUCCCCACGUGCCCAUCAUCAACUGCCUGCACUCAGUGGGACCUGCUGCUCCUCCUGGCAUGGAAAACCCUUAUGGAUUUUGAGGGGAGCACCCAGUGAGCCCCCGAGCCCUGGGAGCCGGAGCAGCUCCAGCAAUCCCUGUGCCUUGGGGGGGAUCCCCUUGGAGGAAUCCCCCCAGUCUGGGGGAAAUUUUGGCUACAGUUGCUGUGGGCUGGACAGGAGCAGGGUGCUGGUGAUGCCUGGGGGGGAUGUUUGGGGGCUUUGGGGACCAGCCUGGGGUGGGAGAGGCAGGAAGGGACAGUGACAGCUCUGGGAUCAGCCCCGGGUGGGAAGGUCGGUCCCACGACCACGGGACACCGAGGAGGAGGAAGGAAAAGUACGAGGAGGAGAAGGAGAAGGAGGAGGAGAGGAGGAGGAGGGAGUCACUGUCCCCGGGCUGGGCUCUGACCUCCCUCCUGCUCCUGGUGCAGCCCCGCCGGGAGGAGCCACCCUGUCCCUGUCCCUGUGCCCGUGCCCAGCUCCGGCCAGGCCAUGAAGACGGAGAAGGACGAGGCUGUGGCUGCCUUCUCCCUGCGGGGGAAAUUCGGCACGGAGGGGACAGGCUGCAGUGACCCAGCCCUGCCCGGUGCCCCGAUGCCGGUGGCGGGGAGCGGAGGGACCCCGGCCCCGGAGCUGCGGCCGCUGAAGCGCAGACCUGUCCCAGGGAAACACUACCAGUGCUCGAGCUACGGCUGCAAACUGGCCUUCCCCAGCAUGCAGGAGCUGAUGGACCACCUGAAGGUCCACUACAGACCCACGCAGUCCCUCGAGGGCAAAACCUUCCAGUGCCCCACCCUGGGCUGCAGUGAGACCUUCCCCAGCAUGCAGGACCUCAUGGCCCACAUGAAGGUGCACUACAAACCCAACCGCUACUUCAAGUGUGAGAACUGCCUGCUGCGCUUCCGCACGCACCGCUCGCUCUUCAAGCACCUGCACGUCUGCUCGGACAGCGCCAGCGGCCCCGCGCCGCCCCCGCGGCCCGACCGGCCCGUCCUGCCCCCCGCUACCUCCACCCCGGAGAAGGAGCCUCCGGCCAAGCCCCCCGAGGGGCUGCCCAAGCUGCCGAGCGCCCUGCGGCCCCCGGAGAAGGAAGCGCCGGCGGCGGGCGCGGACUCUGCUCCGGCGGCGCUGCCCGGCUCGCUGGAGCCGCUGCUCUCGGGGGCACCCCACCCCUUCCCGCUGCUGGAGCCCGCCCUGUUCGGGCCCUCGUCCUUGACUCGGUUCUCGGGGCCAGCCCCGUCCUCGGUGCCGGGACCGUUCCUGUCCUACGUGCCCCCCUCGCCCUACGGGCUGGCGCAGCCCCCGGCUCAGCACCGCCUGCGGCCCUUCCUGCCGGGCCACGGCCCCCCCAGCGUCUCCAACGCCGUCUGGAAGAAAAGCCAAGGUGUGAGUGUCAGCCCACUCCUCCCAUGCUUUGGCUCAGGAGUGACUCCAGGGCACUCCUCCACCAGCCGCAUCGUCUGGGAGCACACGCGGGGCCGCUACAGCUGCACGCAGUGCCCCUUCUCCACCGCCUCCCGCGAGGAGAUGACCCUGCACAUCGAGGACCACCGCAAGAACCCCCCGCCCGGGCGCCUGGAGGCAGAGAUGGAUUUCGGGGUGGGGCUGGCCCCGUUCCACGCCAAGCUGCCGCCGGAGAUGGAGAACUCCCUGUACUCCCAGCUUUGAUGCCCUCGGCUCCCAAGGGACUCUCCUGCACCUCCCGUCCCUCCCCUGAGCCGGGCAGGGGGCACAGCACAGCCCUGAGCUGGGACAGGCAGCCCUCCCUGGGGACAGGAGCAGCAGAGGGGCCGAUGAUUCCCCUGGAAUUUCCUCUCCCCUUCCUUUUUAUUUUCGGGAGCUCUCCAGCAGCCGGAGCCGCUGUUUCUCCCUCCCUGUAAGGUUUUGUUGCUUCAGCCCCGAGGGCUCUGCGGGGAGCCCGGUAGGUUCUCAGGAGUUAGUGGACUUCUCUGGAAUGAGAUCUCGAAAAAAUAAAUGGGAAUUGUACAGAA
Messenger RNA from Serinus canaria (Common canary), 2125 nucleotides. It is a transcript of the gene ZNF414, whose product is annotated as zinc finger protein 414. Lineage: Eukaryota; Metazoa; Chordata; Aves; Passeriformes; Fringillidae. The record is from RefSeq and is a predicted model, not a curated record. The transcript is spliced from 8 exons. The coding region runs from base 627 to 1802 and encodes 391 amino acids.